CAGUGGAGUCUGGGUAUAAGGAACCCCCGGUAUAAUGAACACCUCGAUAUAGUGAACACCUAGAAAUUUACAUUGAGUACUCUAAAUAGUGAACUAUCGACAACUCGAAAUAGUGAACAAAGCUUUAAACGCAACGGCAAGCAUAAACUGUUAAAAAAAAAACUCAGAAACAUUAUUUACGAAUUGAAGCUUUGCGAGGACCAAGUAUAUAACGCAGACGAGACCGGCUUGUUUUGGAAAAUGCUUCCUGAUAGAACGUAUGUCAGCCAAACAGAAAAAACAGCUCCGGGGAGAAAAGCAGAAGAGGCCAGAAUUACUUUUCUUGCAUGUACAAAUGCAACUGGUCAGCAUAAAGUCAAACCGUUAAUAAUUGGGCAUGCCAAGAAGCCGCGCUCCUUUAAGGCUUAUGACAUCCCGGUAGACUAUCGGAACUCUAAGAAUGCAUGGAUGACCGCCAACAUUUUCAGAGAAUGGUUUCACCAUUGCUUCGUCCCUCAGGUUCAAAAGUAUUUACUACAGAAAGGAUUACCAGCCAAAGCUAUCCUUUUGCUUGAUAACGCCCCUUGCCAUCCACCAGAAGAUGAACUUAAAACUGCUGAUGGAUCCAUAUUCGUGAUUUAUAUGCCUCCAAAUGUAACGCCUUUAAUUCAGCCUAUGGAUCAAAAUGUGAUUCGCUUAACUAAGUUGUAUUACAAAAAGCAUCUCCUGCUUUUAGCUGUAGGAAAGGAUGACAUCACACAAUUUCUUAAACAUUUAACUUUAAAGGAAGCUGUAUCAUUUUUAAUGCUUGCUUGGAAUCAGCUGCAGGUAAAUGUAAUAGUAAAAUGUUGGAAGCCUUUAUUAGAAUGCUUAAAUACUACAGAAGCAAAUGAAAGCGAGGAUGAAGACGAUGAUAUUCCAUUGAGCUUACUUCGUGAAAAAAUAUUGCAGGAAAAAUGUGAAGAAGUUCAUGAUAUACAGGGUCUGCUGCAAAUUGUAUUACCGGAGGAAACCUACAUUGAACAAGAUAUUGAGAAGUGGAAUUCAAUCCAAGUUGACGAAGAAAUUGAUUUAGAUAAUUAUGCCAUGGAUACUGAAGAAUCUGGUAGUGACAUCCAAGGCGAAGGACAGAUCGGAAAUUCAAUAAAAGCUACUGAAGCCAUUAAAAGCUUCGAUAUAGCUAUCGCAUGGGCUGAAGCUAACACCACUGACUAUGCUGGCAUACUAGUACUGAAAAGUCUACGCGAAAAAGCGGUUCAAAAGUCAAUUUCCGAACACAAACAGCAAACAUCUAUUCCGGCUAAACAUCAGCAACGUGAGCAGAAUACAAAUGCAGAAGACUGUAAGCGAAAAGGCAAGCACCGGCAGGCAGCGGAGAGUUUAGAGAGUCGAGAUUUGCGUAAUUAUGCGAAAGUACAGCAGAUUGACAAAGUAAAUACAGACGUAGAGGAACAGGCGAAGAAUGAUAAACAGAAGGAAGAGAAUUGGGCGAAAACUAAAAAACAGAAAAUAGAAAUUUAA
Messenger RNA from Anastrepha ludens (Mexican fruit fly), 1500 nucleotides. RefSeq names its product jerky protein homolog-like. The record is from RefSeq and is a predicted model, not a curated record. Gene Ontology annotation, cellular component: nucleus. Bases 241 to 1500 code for a protein of 419 amino acids. The transcript has 4 exons. NCBI's taxonomy places the organism in Eukaryota, Metazoa, Arthropoda, Insecta, Diptera, Tephritidae. Gene Ontology annotation, molecular function: DNA binding.